Messenger RNA from Anthonomus grandis grandis, 2619 nucleotides. It is a transcript of the gene nan, whose product is annotated as transient receptor potential cation channel subfamily V member 1. Gene Ontology annotation, molecular function: calcium channel activity; protein binding. Gene Ontology annotation, biological process: calcium ion import across plasma membrane. The record is from RefSeq and is a predicted model, not a curated record. The transcript is spliced from 16 exons. Lineage: Eukaryota; Metazoa; Arthropoda; Insecta; Coleoptera; Curculionidae. Gene Ontology annotation, cellular component: membrane. The coding region runs from base 32 to 2485 and encodes 817 amino acids.
UUGGUAACAUUUCCAAAAAAAUCAUAAAAAAAUGGGAAAUACUGAGAGCAAUGUCACCAGCGGGGUUAAAAAGCAGGCGGGAGCUGCCAUGCAGCCCAUUUACAAAUUAUGCGAUCUAAAAGGUGGAGGUUUGUUAGUAGAACUGAUGAAACGAGCAACCCAAAACAAACAAUACGCCGAGAUCGAUCAUGCGAUCAAAACCAAAGUUGAACAUUUUUUAUAUAACAAAGGGGCCGGCCGUUACAUACCGAUCUCCCAAAUGGUUCUUUUACGGAACAAGGAGAGGGCGAGGCACAAGUGGUUGCCCCAGUUGAAGGCCAUGGAAAAUCCUGAAGAAUUCGAGGUGGACGAUGAGGGACCCGAAGUGACAGAAGAGGAAUAUCAAAAAAAUCCAUCAAUGUACAGACCAACCUGUUGGAAACUAAAAGAAAGAGGCGCUGUUGGUGAAACCAUUAUGCAUCUCUGUCUACUAAACGCAACCUCACUGCACGCGGACAUCGCCAAGAGACUUUUAAGAUUCUAUCCUAAACUAAUAGACGAUAUUUACAUCUCUGACGAGUAUUACGGUGAAAGUGUUUUGCAUAUCGCCAUAGUAAACGAAGACCCGCCAAUGGUGAAAUUCCUUCUGGCGGCCAACGUGAACAUCCAGGAACGUUGCUUCGGGAAUUUCAUGUGCCCGGAAGACCAAAAGUCGAGCAGAUCCGACUCUUUAGACCACGAAUGGGUGAACGUUUCUCCAAUAACGAAUUACGAUGGGUACGUUUACUGGGGAGAGUAUCCAUUGACAUUCGCCGCCUGUUUAGGGCAAGAGGAGAGUUUCAGGCUUAUUUUGGCCAAAGGGGCCGACUUGGAUGCCCAAGAUACUAACGGAAACACCGUGUUGCAUUUGUUGGUUAUUUAUUCUAAAGUGGACGCGUUUGAUAUGGCAUAUGAAGUAGGAGCCAGCCUAGCGAUAAAAAACGUGCAGCACCUCACCCCGCUCACUUUGGCAGCGAAACUGGCAAAACAAGAAAUCUUUUUUCACAUUUUAAAACUCGAGAGGGACAUUUAUUGGCAAAUAGGUAGUAUUACUUGUGCCGCUUACCCUUUGAGUCAAAUAGACACGAUCGACGUAAAAACUGGACAAAUCAGUAAAACUUCUGCCUUGAAUUUAGUGGUUUUUGGAGAAAAAGAUGAACAUUUAGAGCUCCUGGAUGGGGUGCUUAUAGACCUCUUAAAUGCCAAAUGGAACACGUUUGUGAAAUCGAAGUUUUACAGGCAGUUUUUCACUUUUGCCUUUUAUUUUAUCGUUUCUCUCGUGGCCUUUAUUUUAAGACCGGGGCCUCCUUUACACACCGAAGCCCCCAAAAAUGCUACUAAUAUCACUAAGCAUGCGCACAAUAAUGAUUCAGCAAGUAAUUCCACUGCAAUACUUAAUCUUACCGCUAAGGUACUUAUUAACUUAAGUAAGGUCGCCAAGAAAGAUGACGAUGAUGACUAUGAUGUGGAAGAAUGGUGGGAUAAUUUGCAAGAAGAGUGCAGACUAAUGAAUUUGGAUAAAGUUGAGGGGCAAAUACGGUUUACGGCUGAACUAGGAAUCACUUUUGGGGCGUUUUGUUAUUUGGCCGCGGCCAUUAGGGAAACGAAAUUUUUAGGCAUGAGGAUGUUUUUUGAAAAUCUGAUGACCGCACCCUCCAGGGUGAUGUUUUUGUUCUCGUGCAUUUUGGUGUUCGGGGUGAUCCCCUGGUUAAGGAUCUCGUGUCAGGAUCAAAUUGAAGAUAUCGUCGCCGUCUUGGUUAUGUUGACUACCGCACCGUAUUUUUUAUUUUUUUGCAGAGGUUUUAAAACCGUGGGUCCUUUCGUAGUAAUGAUUUACCGUAUGGUUAUGGGUGAUUUACUAAGAUUCGCCACUAUUUACAUGGUAUUUGUCAUGGGCUUCUCACAAGCAUAUUACAUCAUAUUCUUGUCGUUUGAUAAUCCCUUGACCCCGGAGGAUAUAGACGACUCUGCCACCAAUCCAAUGUCCACCCCUGCGGAGUCUAUUAUGGCCAUGUUUCUUAUGUCGAUGACCAACUUUGGGGAUUAUUACAAUGCUUUUGCUAAAACUAAGCAUGAGUAUGAAGCUAAGAUUUUAUUCGUGAUAUUCAUGGCAAUCGUGGCGAUCCUCCUAAUAAACAUGCUGAUCGCGAUGAUGGGCAACACGUACCAAAAAAUCGCCGAGACUCGUAACGAGUGGCAGAGACAGUGGGCUCGCAUCGUGCUCGUAGUGGAGCGAGGCGUCAGCCCCCCGGAACGUUUGAGGCAAUUGAACGUUUACUCGCAACCGAUGAGCGAUGGCAGGAGAGCCUUAGUUCUUAGGUUAAAUCAGAGCGACGAGGAUAAAGAGGAGAUGAAGGACAUAUUGGAAAUUAAACGACGCCACGACAGGCACGUGAAAAAAAGGAAAGAUAAGGAAGCGGGUGACGUUUUGGGAGCGGGGAAAGUGCAAACACAACUUCCAAUAUGAAAUGUUUAUUUUUGAUGUUCGACGCCUUCCCAGUGAGUUUGCUCAGGGAGCGCCUGUAAAAUCCUAAAAAAAUAUGACACACACAAUUAGUUUAAACUUUAAUUUAUUGAAUAAACUAAUUAUUAUGAUUAUUA